UUCUGUGACGAAACAAAAAGAGAGAGAGAGAGAAUUGAAGUGAAGAACCAAAUAAAUCCACUGAAUUAAAAAAGCAGAAAAAAAGUUAAGAGACAGAGAAAUGGAAAAAGAAGAGAAAAGUGACGACGAAGAAAAAGGAAUAUUAAGAAGAGGAGCAGCAGAAAAGGAGGAAUUUUUUGGAUUAAAGUUUAAAUCCGGGAUUUCAGUAAGUAAAGAGAGGGUCCAUUACUGUACAACACCAGUGCCCACCUGGAAAAUUCAUCAACUCAACAACGGGAAACAAAACUUUGCUAUUACUUGUUUACCACCACCACCUUUAACAAUUUCUGCUAGAAAACUUGGUGCUCAACUCUGGGAAAGCAUUCAAAUAAUCCUACCACUUUCUACUGAAAUGCGUAAAGGUACUUCUUCUAGUGGUGUUAAGCUGAGGCAACUUGCAGAAAAGGGGUGUAAUGAUCAUCCUCCUCCUAUCCAUUUGUCUGAUCCAUCUCCUCAACAGCUAGAUAGUGCAGGCAGUUUAAGGAGGCAAAUUGAAGCAUCCCUGAUGAAGCACCAUCACUCUAUUGAAAGGAACAGUCAUGCUCUACAGCCUGUUUCACCCGCAAGUUAUAGCAGCUCAACGGAGGUAACAGCAUACUUCCCGCCGGUAACUCCUACUGGUUCCUCGAAUAUCAGGAGAAGCCACAGAGAAGCAACUUGUAACCUUAAAACGUCAACAGAGUUACUACAAGUGUUGAAUAGAAUAUGGAGCUUGGAAGAACAACACACAUCCAAUAUCUCAUUAAUUAAAGCACUCAAGAUAGAGCUAAACCAUACACGGUCACGAAUUAAAGACUUGCUGCAAGAACAGCAAACGGAUCGCCAAGAAAUAGGUGAAUUGAUGAAGCAAGUUGCAGAAGAAGAUCAUACUCGCAAGAGUAAGGAGCAGGCUCGUGUGAAAGCUGCAGUUCAAUCUGUCAAAGAUGAACUAGAAGAUGAAAGAAAGUUGAGGAGACGGUCAGAAACCCUUCACAGGAAAUUAUCUCGAGAGUUGUCCGAAGUGAAGUAUACAUUUGCGAAGGCUUUGAAAGAAUUAGAGAGUGAAAGAAAAGCACGAAUGUUGUUGGAAGACUUGUGUGAUGAGUUUGCUAAAGGAAUAGGAGAGUACGAACAUGAAGUACGUGCAACGAAUCACAAAUCUGAGAGGGAUAAUUGUUGCAGGGAUGACCAUGAUAGAUUGAUACUUCAUAUUUCCGAAGCAUGGCUUGAUGAACGGAUGCAAAUGAAUCUUGCUGAGUCUAGAUUCAAUCCAACUGAAAAGAAUACGGUAGUAGAGAAAUUGAGUACAGAAAUAGAGACUUUCCUUCAAGCUAAACGAUCUGGUAGUUCUAAUUCCAAGAGCAGUGAUAUUUUACACCCCAAAGACUUACCAAAUGAUGUUUCUUUACGUCGUCAGUCUCUCAAGUCAGUCCACUUGAAUGACACUGUAACUGCACCUCAAGCUGCACAAGACAAAGGAGAAUCUCAUUGCAGUGAUUCCCAUUUUAUAGAGCCGAACAAGAAUGAGAGUGAAAAAGGAAGCAACAUAGCAAAUGGAAAGGAAUCGGUAGAGAUUCAUCCUGCAGAGACAGCAAGAGCUAACUCUACAAAGAAAAGACUAGGAUCUCGUGAGAGGACCAAUAGUCGUACACUGUCCAACAUUCAGUUUGAAGAACAGAUGGCUUCCGUCAGAGAAAAGCAAGAGUUAGUAAGAGAACAAGAAUCCGACAUUCCCCAUGAGUUGGAAAACUUUCUGACCUCUAAAGAAGGAAUCCUUGAAAGAAAUGUUAAACGAGAUGGAACUCAUGGAUCAAAAUCUAAAAAUAUGAACAAUAACUUGGUAACAAGUCAAUCAAUGCUGUUGGAUUGCGAGAAGUUGUAUCCAGAGAAAAAUUACAAGGAAGAUUUACUUGGUCACUCUGCAUGGAGACGUAAUGUUAGUCCUGAACGGCAAUGGAGUUCAAAAUUUACCUCACCUGACAUUGAGAUAUCUGCAUCCUCAUCUAAGUGGCCUCCUCGAGGAGUGCAGGAGACUACUUUAAAAGCGAAACUGCUUGAAGCAAGGCAAGAAGGCCGCCGUUCACGUGUUACACCUUCGAAGGGUACAUCUUAGGUUAAUGAAUCCCAGGUAUUGGCCUGAAUCAUAUCGGAAGUCCUGAUCUUGAUUCCAUGGGUUAUGUGAAUAAGGUACUUGCUUCUCUGUCUAUCAUAUAGCUGAUGUACUGUUGUGCGUAUGUAUAUCUGUGUUAAGUAAGCUUUAGAUCUUAUAGAGUUGUGUAGUUUUGGAAAUCUGGAGCUGUAUAUUUCCGAAUUGUUCUUUUAAUUAUCAACGGUAUUGGCCCAGAAUUGAGUUC
Papaver somniferum (opium poppy) is the source of this 2372-nucleotide messenger RNA. RefSeq lists its product as uncharacterized. Bases 101 to 2131 code for a protein of 676 amino acids. NCBI's taxonomy places the organism in Eukaryota, Viridiplantae, Streptophyta, Magnoliopsida, Ranunculales, Papaveraceae. The transcript has 3 exons. The record is from RefSeq and is a predicted model, not a curated record.